AUGAGGAAAUCUUUUAAAGAUUCUCUGAAAGCGCUCGAAGCUGAUAUUCAACAUGCAAACACCAUGGCUUCAGAUUAUCCAAGGGAAUAUGAUGGUGCUUGCCUUCAAAUGAGACUAUCAUACAGCCCCUGUGCCCACGUUUUUCUGUUCCUCGUCCAGUGGACUGAUUGUCACCUUGCUGGUGCACUUGGGUUAAUUAGAAUCCUUAUUUACAAGGUAUUUGAGGAUGGUAAGACUACCAUGUGUCUUCAUGAAAGGAAAGCUAGCAUAAGGGAGUUUUAUGGUGUGAUAUUCCCCUCUUUAUUGCAACUUCAUAGAGGAAUCACUGAUGUUGAAGAUCGGAAACAAAGAGAGAUUUGUGCAACUAAAUACAGAAGAGUGAACGAGAUGAGCAAGGGUAAGCUGUCUGAAAUCGAUAUCGAAAGAGAAGAAGAAUGUGGAAUUUGCAUGGAAAUGAGUACCAAGGUUGUCCUUCCCAAUUGCAAUCACUCCAUGUGUAUGAAGUGCUAUAGAAACUGGCGUGCACGGUCUCAAUCUUGCCCAUUCUGUCGGGAUAACCUCAAGAGAGUAAAUUCUGGCGAGCUUUGGAUCUACACAAGCAGCUGUGAUGUUAUUGAAUUAUCUGCAAUUCGAAGAGAAAAUCUGAAGAGACUUUUCAUGUACAUUGAGAAGUUGCCUCUCAUUGUUCUAGAUCCGAUGCUGGUUUCUUGUGAUUCUCAUUUCGGAUGGAGUACAAGGUCUUGA
Molecule: messenger RNA, 744 nt
Organism: Fraxinus pennsylvanica
Lineage: Eukaryota; Viridiplantae; Streptophyta; Magnoliopsida; Lamiales; Oleaceae
Source: the annotation of a GenBank genome assembly